Molecule: messenger RNA, 798 nt
Organism: Dothidotthia symphoricarpi CBS 119687
Lineage: Eukaryota; Fungi; Ascomycota; Dothideomycetes; Pleosporales; Dothidotthiaceae
Exons: 2
Coding region: 1-798 (265 amino acids)
Source: RefSeq, a predicted model, not a curated record
AUGCUCACUGUGGUGGAGUUCCUGAGCGAGAUGUGGGAGUGCAUGUCGAACAAGCUCUCUACCCUCGGCCCUUGGGACCUCGAGAACGGCCAGGGCAGGUCUCUCGAAAGUAGCACCGUUAGAAAGCCCUCGUUGAGCUGUACAACCUCAGCUAUUCAGGGCUGUGGCCAGACAAGAUGGCUGAGCGUGCACUCGAGCUGCAAGGCCAUCUUUUGCUUUGGUGUUCCACCAUCACAUCGCCAAACCAGCUAUCGUGAACCUGUGGGGCCCACGAUUCCGCCCCUUUCUAGCGCCCCCAUAGUACUCACCGCCCGGGAGACCGCUGCGGGGGAUGCCGUACAGGAAAGAGGUUCUCCGAGGAUGACCCGGGUGAGAGGCGUAACAACUACGUGCUCCAGCGACCGAGUAAAACGCACUCAUUCGACCCUCAGUAGAGCAGACAAAGGGAUGGCAGCUGUCACCGGUUGCCUGAAGCGUGCUGCAGCCAGGCGGAGUCAUACGAACCUCCGGCACUCCUCAAGUCAGUGGUGCAACAGCGGAAAGCCUCACGGCAUCUCGAAGCUGCGCAGAGAAUUCGACGCACAUUGUACACCUUCUCCAACGCAUUCAGUGAAGAUACAGCCGGCUGAGCUUUGCGGCAGCAGCGGUGAUGAGUUCCGCCCGCCGCAACUGCGAGAUAGACACGAACCACACAACCACGGAAUGACAUUUGUUACGGCAGCAGUGGCAGCACGAAGACAUAUGACACUGACACAUGGCACACGAAAAGCAGCUUUGGAGAUCUUCAGCUCACUUUGA